UGUCAAAAGACUGACAGAACGAUUUUCCAUACCAACCAUCGCUGGAGAAAAUUCGUGGAAAAUCAGCUGGCAGUCGGGAAGAAAAUUAAGCUUCAGUAUUUUCGCUUGGGGAGGCGUGAAAUUCAAAUUCCAGAGAGUUGUAAAUUUUGAACCGUGAUUGUUAGCAAGUCUACGGAACUGUUGGUGAAACUUUGAGAAGAUUCAGAAACUCUAUAAGCUGUGUUUUAGCUCUCGGAAAAUCCGGUCGGGUUUGACAGCAGGUGAAAAUUCUUCGAAAAUCACCCAUGGCUUCUGCGGCGUAUAGCAGAGUGGACGACUAUCCGAUAGACGACUCGCUGGAAUAUUUCAUCAAAUUUCCCUCCCCAAAUUUCAAAAACGAAGGACAAGGAGCGGAAUCGGAUUACGUCUUCGUUUGCAACGAAACGAACGUUCCCAUCGUAUUGCUCCUGGGAUGGGCCGGAUGCCAGGAUAAAUAUCUGAUGAAGUACUCGAAAAUAUACGAAGACCGAGGCUUGAUAACCAUCCGAUACACGGCUCCGGUUGACAAUCUAUUCUGGAAGCGAACCUCCAUGAGCCAGAUAGGCGAAAAGAUACUGAAGCUAAUCUACGACAUGAACUUCGAUAGUCAUCCCCUGAUUUUCCACGUGUUCUCCAACGGGGGAGCGUUUCUGUAUCAGCACGUGGCCCUGGCCAAUAGGCGCUCGAAAAAGCCGGUGCAAAUCUGCGGAAUGAUAUUCGAUUCGGCCCCCGGCGAUCGCCGAGUGCUGGGACUGUUCCGGGCCGUUUCGGCCAUCCUGGGCAAGGAACGGCGCUGUAACAAGGUGGUGUCGGCGAUCAUGACCAUUGGGUUGAUCUUUCUGUGGGCUUUUGAGGAUUCGUUCAAUUAUUUCCGGAGCUUUAUACGACCCUUCGAGGUACAGACAAACCCUUCGCACAAUUUAAAAUAUGAAAUCAAUGAGUGGCCGCAGCUAUUUCUGUAUUCCAAAGAGGAUAGAUUGAUCCCUUAUACGGACAUUGAGAAGUUCGCUGCCUACCGUCGGAGCUGUGGCGUUGACGUCAAAAUGGUCUGUUUCGAUCGGUCGGAGCAUGUCAAGCACUACAUCCGACACCCCCAGCAGUACGUCUACAGUGUUUGCAAGUUCAUCAACGAUUGUUUAACCACGUACUACAACAAAUAUCACACCUAAGAGGCGAUCAGCAGGCGAUCUCUACUGGAAUGUUGUAGCGAGCAUGUUACGAUCGAACGAAUGCCUUGCAGCCAAAAUAAAUAGUCACGUUUUCAACAGCUCCGUAGCGGAUUUGGAUAUUUCGUUCCAAUAGGGCAAACCAUCAGGUUAGCAAUAGUGUAAGUUUAGGAAACGAAUUCAAUGCAUCUCUCCUUCUUUAGUAUACUACAGAACGCGUGUAUGGUUUGACAAACUACUGGUUGAUUAGUUUGAAGUUUCUAUGACGAAUAGUAGUUUCAUAUUCAACUGGUUUCGUUUUGUUCUGAAAAAAUACGGAGAGAGUUCUAGAAAAUGCACAAAUAUCUUCAGUAUUAUGUUGUUUUUGGUUUAAUGUGCUUAACAACAAAAGUGUCUACGUUUAGGAUGUUAUUUUUAAUUUAAUCAUGUUAAUAAUCAACAAAAUGAAACAUUCGUGCACUUAGCUAAAAGCAAAUAACUAUUCCAUCGUAACUAGUACAUAUUCGUUAUCUUAAGUCAGUAAAACUGUUAUGUGAUAUUAACACUUGGUGCCUCUCGCAUUCGAUGUUUCGUUGAUAUCCCGAUACUCGCGCUGCUGGUUGCUAUUGAUACCACAGACAAAUGGAUGAGGCACUUGAAACAUUAUCGUCACCCAACGCAGUCGACGUAGCAUUAUUGCACAAUCCUAAAACAAAAUGUCUCGCUUAGCGUGAAUUAGGUGGGAGUGGGGUAGAACCGUUCAAUUCAUCUAGAAUGCUUGAAUCGACUGCCGAAUGGGCAUUAUGUUAGAACAUGCGAGAAAAAUCCAGAAUUGGGAAAAGCACACACAAGGUUUUGGCACCGUCUUACGCGAGUACUGGAAGGUUGACCUCCAAAAACUAAAGCAUUUUGUUUUGAUUCAUUGUUUAAAAUAGUUAUAAACCCCAAAAAAACUAUACUUUUAUAGGAAACACAAUUGGUUCAAAUAUACUGUCAUUUUAGCACUGA
This is a messenger RNA of Aedes aegypti (yellow fever mosquito), 2171 nucleotides long. Its product is annotated as transmembrane protein 53-B. The transcript has 4 exons. The coding region runs from base 285 to 1187 and encodes 300 amino acids. NCBI's taxonomy places the organism in Eukaryota, Metazoa, Arthropoda, Insecta, Diptera, Culicidae. The record is from RefSeq and is a predicted model, not a curated record.